AUGCUGAGUGCUGCAGCUUUCGCGUCCACCGCAGUUCUUCUGGCGGCCUCGAUCCCGAGCACGGAUGCUCACGGUUACAUGUUGAUCCCCGAGUCGCAGUUUAAGGGCUCCGCGAAUUCGGCCUGGAUCGUGCAGAUCGACCCCGUUUGGGCGAGUGAGGACUGGGAUGGCAACAAGCCAGGCAGUGUGAACGCAUUCAAGGCUCUGAAAACGGCCAACAAAUUCAAGGACCUGAAAACGCUCAUGGACGACACGUCCGUUUACGGUGCCGAUUGUGGCUUCACGGACCCUAACGGUAAGGCUCAGCCAAUUCCCAAGGAUGGCAAGGCUACCUUUUCGCGUGCUCUUGUGCAUGUGGGUCCGUGUGAGAUCUGGCUUGACGACACCAAGGUGUUGUACGAGGACGACUGUUUCAGCAAGUACGGAAACGAGAACCAGGACAUCAAGUCGGUGUUCCCUGUGGAUUACUCCUCGUGCGACAACGGUGGUUGCAAGGAGAUGCGUUUCUACUGGCUGGCAUUCCAGGGCGUGGACGGCAAGACUGUGUGGCAGUCCUACAAGGAUUGCAUUCCCCUCGAGGGUUCCGGAGGGGGCGGCACUUCGCAGCACGGCGAUUCCCCGUCUAGUGGCAAAUCUGAUAGCCCGUCAAGCGGCAAAUCUGACAGCCCAUCCAGCGGUAAAUCGGACACCCCGUCGAGUGGCGAUUCUCCUACUCCGGCCCCGGCAUCGGGUGACUCUCCGAAUCAGGGAUCGGCGCCGGAGACCCCGUCCGCAGAGACCCCAGAGGUCAGUCCGGCCCCGUCGUCCAAGUGCAACGGCCGCAAACGUCGCAACUAA
Molecule: messenger RNA, 837 nt
Organism: Phytophthora infestans T30-4
Lineage: Eukaryota; Oomycota; Peronosporomycetes; Peronosporales; Peronosporaceae
Exons: 3
Coding region: 1-837 (278 amino acids)
Source: RefSeq, a predicted model, not a curated record